Neopelma chrysocephalum (saffron-crested tyrant-manakin) is the source of this 500-nucleotide messenger RNA. Its product is annotated as mediator of RNA polymerase II transcription subunit 12-like protein. Lineage: Eukaryota; Metazoa; Chordata; Aves; Passeriformes; Pipridae. The coding region runs from base 21 to 500 and encodes 159 amino acids. The transcript is spliced from 3 exons. The record is from RefSeq and is a predicted model, not a curated record.
AUGCUGAGCCUGGGGCCAGGAUGACCUGCCUGCUGCUCCUGCACCUCUUCAGGACACCCCAGGUGUGCCUCUUUGCCCAGGAGACAGGGAAAUUAUUUCCUGGGAUUCGUUCUUCCUGUGACCGUCACCUCUUGGCUGCUGCUCACAACAGCAUCGAAGUGGGAGCUGUGUUUGCAGUUCUGAAAGCAAUUCUGAUGCUUGGUGAUGCAGGAAUUGGCAGCAACAACGUCAGCUCCUUGAAGAGUGAAGAGUUUCACGUGAGAGGCUUCUUAGAUGAACUCAAUGAGGAGGAAAUCUGGGGUUCCUCUCGUGCCUUGAAAUCCUGCAGAAAAACCAUUUCCAUGGAAGCCGCUGGUCUGAGCGAGUACGGGGAUACUGCUCAGAACAUCUGCCAGCAGGGAAAGCCCCAAAACUGCUCCUCCUCAUUUGGAGAAAGAGCUUUGGUUAUUGAAAAGUGUAACAUCUAUUUUGGCGCAAAAUUAGUGCUGUAUUUUGGCUGA